ACGGACGGACACAAAGGAGACGCGGCCGGUCGCGGCCCGCGGCCUUAUCACGGCACAGUCGCGCCGCGCCCGCCGCCGCGAACACAGCACGUCGCCGCUCUCUCCCGCGUCUAGUCUAUACGUGCCCAGGACCGAGGUCCGCUGUUCCUCCUGCCAGUGCUAGUGCCGAAGUGUGGAUGUGUGACGCCAUCAUCGCCGACCUGUCGGACAUAGUCAGCGGCGCGCACGUGCCCCGCAAAUCUGGUGGCGGCGCGAUGUCGAGCAAGGGCAAGCGCCCCAUGCGCGCGCUGACGGCCGGAGACAAGAUCGAGGCCAUCCAGCGCGUCAACGACGGCGAGUCCAAGGCGUCCGUGGCGCGCGACAUCGGUGUGCCCGAGAGCACCCUCCGCGGCUGGUGCAAGAACGAGGACAAGCUGCGCUACAUGUCGUCCCGCCGCUCCUCGCCCGACACUGACGCCAGCGACGAGCCGGCCAAGCGCGCGCGCACCGAGUCCCCCCCCGCGCCGCCCAGCCCGCCCGCCGCCGCGCCCCCGCCCGCCGAGCCCGUGGAGCUCACCACGCGCCGCGACCCCGCGCCCGCCGCGCCCCCCGCCCCGCGCCGCCACGACCCCGGCGCCAGCGCCUCCAUGUCCGCCAUCAGCCCGCUGUCCGGCCUCGCGCAUCUUGCGCCGCAGCUGUCCCACUCGCACCUCGGCCUCAGCUUCAACGAGAUCGCCACCAACCUGAGCCUGCUGGCGCAGCUCAACCCCGCGCUGUCGCUGGCGGGCGGCGCGGCGCCGGCGCGCGCGCUGCGCUCCGUGCGCUCGCCCAAGCCCGCGCCCGCCGCGCUCAACCUUAGCGACAAGCGCAAGCACCACGACCACCACGCGCACCGCAAGCCCAAGGACCCCGUCGACGACACGCUCUGGUACUGGCUCAAGACGCAGCAGGCCAUGCUGGACCUGUCGCAGGCGCAGGCCGCCCCCGCGCCGCCCGCGCCCGCCCCCGCCGCGCCCACCGCGCACGACUACAACCGCAACUCCUGGCUGUGGCAGUACUACAAGCAGUUCGGCGGCGCGCUGCCCCCGCCCGACGACAAGCUCAAGCCGGCGGCGCAGGUGCCCGCGCAGCUGCCGCGCGACAAGACCAACGAGAACAUCCUGUACUCGCAGCUCGUGAAGGGCAAGGGCGAGGAGGGCGCGACCCCGGCCGGCGAGGGCGCGCGCGGCGCGGGCGACGCCCCCGAGCACAAGGAGCCUGCCAGUGCGGAGGCGCGCGGUGGCGCCAAGGCGCGCACGGUGCUGGACAGCCUGCUGUUCCACAACAACAACAACUCGCUGGCGGCGGCGGCGGGCGGCGAGGGCGACGCGCGCGAGGCGCUGGAGCACGGCGACAAGUUCCUGGCGUGGCUGGAGGCGAGCGGCGACCCCGCCGUGACCCGCAUGCACCUGCACCAGCUGCGCGCGCUGCUGCACAACCUGCGCGCGCGCCGCGCCCCCCCGCCGCCCGCGCCCGCGCCGCCCGCGCCCGCGCCGCCCCUCGCGCCCGCCCAGCGCAAGUAGGCGGCCCACACGCCACUCGAGACCUACAGGGAUUACUUCAAUUAUUGUAAAUAGUAAUUUAUAUCGUCGCCAGUAAGCGUUCACUUGUGAUAUGUGUAGCCAAAAUUGCGUAAUUUCUUUGUUCUAAAAGAAAAGCUAUGCGUUAUUUUCCUCUAGUGUUAAGACUAAGCGGUAGAGUAUAUUUAUUGUUCCGAUCGUUCCCGCGCUCCGCGCACCCGCGCCCCCGAGCACGCUUGUCAAGUUUAAUAGAUGAUCUGUUUAUGUAUCAAAUGUUAGGUGCAUAGUUCUAUGGAAAUAUUUUAACUUAGCCGAUCGGUGUUUCUGUUCUUGCGCACUGAUGUUACGAUAUUGUAGUUAGGAUCGGGUACUGUCCGCUGUAUGUUGCCAUAAUGAUGUCGAUUACAUUCCUAGUUGUACCCGCGGUAGGUAUACUUGGACCCUAUGUUCUACCUCAAGCCGGGCGUGGGCGGCGCCCCCGCGUCCACUGGCUGCGGCGCGCCCCCGCGUCCACUGCGUCCACUCGCUCACGGUGACAGUAAGUUAAGGGCUGGUGCACGCCGUGUCAUUGUUUUCUAUUGCUCAGUAUUUUAUAUGAUAGAUAUUCUCGAUGUCACUCGGAAUUGUAUAAUACGUUAACGUUAACAGUUAAGGAAACUGUGAUCAAAAUUAUAAAUUAUUGAGAGAUUUUUAAUAAUGUAAGUACAUUCCUAAUUAAUAGAGUGUUAUUGAGGUGAGGCUGAAGAGAUUGUCCAGACUAUAGAGACCUCCGAGCGCCGAGCGGUGCGCAACAAGUACCUAGUAGAUAAUUUAUUCGAGAGUUCAAAGUCUUAUUGUCUCCUCCGCAUUUGCAAUGUGAAAACUGCACUUUCGUUGCAUUUCGUAUGAAAAUCCGUCUCUGCGGUCAUGGAGGCUUAUCUUCGAGAGAUGAUAUUUUGUACAAAAUUGAUACCUAAUUGGAAAUUAUUACAAAUAAUUCUCUUAAUAUUAAAACAGAGUUUGUGAUCUCGAAAUGUUGAUUGAUUAUAUUUGAUUGAUCCUUAA
Messenger RNA from Plutella xylostella (diamondback moth), 2582 nucleotides. Its product is annotated as protein distal antenna. Gene Ontology annotation, molecular function: DNA binding. NCBI's taxonomy places the organism in Eukaryota, Metazoa, Arthropoda, Insecta, Lepidoptera, Plutellidae. The record is from RefSeq and is a predicted model, not a curated record.